Puntigrus tetrazona (Sumatra barb) is the source of this 2218-nucleotide messenger RNA. It is a transcript of the gene gtf2e1, whose product is annotated as general transcription factor IIE, polypeptide 1, alpha. Lineage: Eukaryota; Metazoa; Chordata; Actinopteri; Cypriniformes; Cyprinidae. The coding region runs from base 113 to 1459 and encodes 448 amino acids. The record is from RefSeq and is a predicted model, not a curated record. Gene Ontology annotation, biological process: transcription initiation at RNA polymerase II promoter; transcription open complex formation at RNA polymerase II promoter. The transcript is spliced from 5 exons. Gene Ontology annotation, cellular component: transcription factor TFIIE complex.
CGCCAACAUCUCAUGCGUCAUUUCCGCUGAACGUUAGCGUGAUGCUGAACUAGGAAACUUGUUCAGAUCUACACAGGAGGAAAAUUAAAGGUUUGAGUUGUACCCCUCCAUCAUGACUGAACCAGAGCUGCUCACAGAGGUCCCCGCUUCUCUGAAACGGCUAGCCAAGCAGGUUGUGCGAGGUUUCUAUGGCAUCGAGCAUGCUCUCGCUCUGGAUGUGCUGAUCCGUAACCCCUGCGUACGUGAGGAGGACAUGCUGGAGCUGCUCAAGUUUGACCGCAAGCAGUUGCGUUCGGUUCUGAACACACUCAAGGCUGACAAGUUUGUCAAAUGCCGUAUGCGUGUGGAGACGGCACCUGACGGCAAGACGACGCGACACAAUUACUAUUUCAUUAACUACCGGCUGCUGGUUAAUGUGGUGAAGUACAAGCUGGACCACAUGCGUAGACGCAUUGAGACGGACGAACGGGACUCGACUAACAGAGCCUCCUUCCGCUGCCCCUGCUGCAUGAACACGUUCACCGACCUUGAGGCCAACCAGCUGUUUGACCCCAUGACUGGAACGUUCCGCUGUACCUUCUGUCAAACAGAAGUAGAGGAGGACGAAUCGGCCGUGCCAAAGAAAGAUGCCCGUACUCUGGUGGCGCGAUUCAAUGAGCAAAUCGAGCCUAUUUAUGUAUUGCUACGUGAGACUGAGGACAUCAACUUGUCGCAUGAUCUUCUGGAGCCCGAACCGUCAGAAAUCCCAGCCCUUAAACAAAGUCGGGAACGGGCUGCCCAGGCUGCAGGAGCUGGUGCAGGGCUACCUGGUCGGGAAGUAUGGAAAAACAAAGGCUCAUCAUAUGACCUCUACUCACAGGAUGUGGUCAUCAGCAUGGAGGACCAGGAGCCUCAGCCUGGCCAGACUAACGAGGGAAAAGCCCCCAAAGAGAGGCCCGUAUGGCUGACAGAAAGCACAGUGCAGGGGGCGUACAACGAGACGGAUGCUCUGAAGCAGCCUGGCGAGGACUCUAUAGUAACUCAGGAGGGAAUGACUGGACGAGGAGCCGCACAGGAUGAGAACGAGGAGGUGAUGCUGGCUCUUCUCAUUCACGAGAAGAGGAGCGGAGCCGGUCCAGGAGGUGCCAUGGUCUCCAGACCGACCGUUCCAGCGGCUAACGCCAGCGACUCUGACAGCGAUACCAGUGAGUCAGAUGAAGACUCGCCGCCUCAGGCUCCAGCCCACACUAUGCUCAAUCCUACAGCCCCGCGACCGGGAAAACAAGACGACGAAGAGGACGAAGAUGAUGAUGAUGAGUUCGAGGAGGUUGGGGACGACCCUGUGGUUAUGGUAGGGGGAAGACCUUUCUCUUACAGGGAGGUGAGCCAGAGACCCGAGCUGGUGGAACAGAUGAGCGCUCAGGAGAAAGAGGCGUACAUUGAAAUGGGCCAGAACCUCUUCCAGGACAUGUACUUCUGAGUUCAUCCUGUCUGUCCGCAUCACAUUCGUUCUUGCAUUUGAUUCGUCCUUUGCACAGUCUCAAACGGUGUUGUGCGACAUGCCAGAGCUGACAAAUGUAGUGUUAUAUCGUUGAUCGUUCUUCUAUUUUCUCAUCCCUCUGCCAUAUUCUCAUAUAAAUCUACUCUGGUGCCAAUGAUACCAAAGUAUCACGGUUGUAAACAAGAGUAUCGUACAUUGGCAAACAUGCUCACAGCGCUACCUUUCCGGUUUGUUUGCCGUCUCGCCACAUUCAGAGACGUCCAAAUGAAUAACAGUGUUGCUGCAGUGACCUCUGGGACGGUUUUACUCAAAAGAAAACCCCAAACCGAAUGGUUCAGGGGCUUUUCCUCAUUUUUGAAUGACAGCAAGUGACAAAUGUUGUUUUGCUCAAAGCUACAGAGACAUUUCUGCAUCGUCUUGCUUUCGCAUCUAUUUCCACAGCUAUUUUUCUCAACAGUAUUUAGCAGGACUUGCGGUUUGAAAGGAAGGACAAGUGAUUUUGUUUUCAGCUGACUGCCUUGACGUGAUAUUAAAUGGAGUUUUGAUGAGAUAUGUUUGUUUAGAGCGUGAUUGCUUUCCUUUCACAGCAGAAAUGAGCACUUUCUUCUUCUGAUCUCUGCCUCAGUGGACAUUAUUCACUUCUUUUUGUUUAUCCAUAAGUGGAAAAAGAACGUUGUUGUUUUUUUUUAGUUCGUUAGACAUUUUACAGUAAUAAAAAGCAGAGUGUAAAAACUUCAA